Messenger RNA from Nasonia vitripennis (jewel wasp), 2923 nucleotides. RefSeq names its product alkylated DNA repair protein alkB homolog 8. The record is from RefSeq and is a predicted model, not a curated record. The coding region runs from base 286 to 2055 and encodes 589 amino acids. Lineage: Eukaryota; Metazoa; Arthropoda; Insecta; Hymenoptera; Pteromalidae. Gene Ontology annotation, cellular component: nucleus; cytoplasm. The transcript has 7 exons. Gene Ontology annotation, molecular function: S-adenosylmethionine-dependent methyltransferase activity; tRNA binding. Gene Ontology annotation, biological process: tRNA wobble uridine modification.
AAGACGAGGCUACGGCCUACGGCCUAUAUAUACGGAGCUGCAGACGGACAGUAACAACUAACACGUGUGCGAACUGCGCUGCAAAAUCAUGCGAUUGUGUUUUUUCCGAUCCAACCUGUCAUCGACGCUGUUUCAUGGUCCCGAACGGAUUUCGUAGACGCCUCCUUUGUUGACGAUUGUUCUGUGUAAAUCCUCGCCACCCGCGCGUCGAUCGGAGACUCUCACAUAACCUCUGACUCUGUUCGAUCGUUUACGAUUGUUCGCGCAGCAGGUAAACCGUUCAUCAUGGAAGAUGCACAGAGCAACAAAUCGUCCAGGAAGUGCAUGCGCAAGCAGAAACGCGCGCAACACAGGCUCGUCAGAGACAUGGGCGUCGAGUGUUCGGAGGAACCGACGCAAUACCUGGCCGUGUGCAACGCCGGGCUGGUCACCGGGCUCAAAAGGGAAAGUUUCGAGCGGUUCAUAGCCGAUGUGGUUCCGAAUUAUCAGCUCAGCAUGCCUCCAGGAAAAUCAUACUGUUUCGUCGAUUUUUUCAGCCUCGAACGAGCGACGAGCUUCUACGACAAGGUGCACGGAAAGUUGAAAGUGCCCGAGCAGAAUACUGUUUUUUAUUUGCUCUACAUAAAGACGAUUCCAUGCUCGGAAGAGCCGCUGGGAAGUGAUCUGCCCCCGGGAUUGAGAUUACUGACGGAUUUCGUUAGUCCCGAGGAGGAAGCUGCACUGCUACGAAGUAUUGAUUGGGACGAGGAGGAAGACAGCGCAGACUCGGAACUGAAGCACAGAAAAGUCAAGCACUUUGGCUACAAAUUCAGGUACGACAACAACCUGGUGGACGUCGACGACCCAAUCGGUCCGAUACCAAAGGACUACGAGUUUCUCCAGGCGUUAUUUGAAAAGCACGGCUCUGGAAAUCACAAGUACGACCAAAUAACGGUGAACAGAUACCUGCCGGGCCAAGGAAUUCCACCGCACGUGGACACCCACAGCGUCUUCCAAGACCCCAUCCUAUCGCUGUCCCUCGGCUCGGCCUGCGUCAUGGACUUCAAACGCGGCGACAAAAGGAUCGCCCUGGACUUACCAGCCAGGUCCUUACUGAUCAUGAGCGGAGAAGCGAGAUACGCCUGGAGUCACGGGAUCUGCCCUCGACACAACGACAACGUGCAGACCAGCACCGGCUUCUCUACUCGUUCGCGUGGUACCAGGGUCUCCUUCACCUUCAGGAAGAUUCACAGGGGAGACUGCGAGUGCAGGUACGGGGAAUACUGCGAUAGCCAAAGGUCCUCGGUGCCACCGGAAAUAACUCCGAUCGACGGUUCCGUCGCUUCGGAGCUUGAACAAGACUGCGUGCAUGGCGUUUACGAGGAGAUCUCGAGCCACUUCAACGAGACGAGGCACAAGCAGUGGCCGAACGUCGCCAAGUUCAUCGAGAGCAUCGAGACCGGUGGUCUCCUGCUCGAUGUUGGCUGUGGAAAUGGAAAAUAUUUACACGGACAACCAGAUGUGUUUAAAAUGGGCUGUGACCGUAGCGCAGGACUUGCCGGAAUAUGCCGAAGCCGAGGUUUCCAAAUAACAUUAGCCGAUUGCCUACAACUCCCGUACAAAUCGCGCACGUUCGACGCCGUGCUUUGCAUCGCAGUCAUACAUCACUUGUCGACCGGUGAGAGAAGAAAGAAAGCCGUCACUGACAUCAUGAGAAUCCUUCGAGCAUCCGGCAGAGCGCUCAUUUACGUCUGGGCCAAAGAGCAAAACAAGGACUCGCAAAAGUCGACAUACUUAAAGUUCAACGCGAACAAGGGCAACAACAGCGAGAAAACGCAACAACUCCGCACCCUGGCGAGCAACGUGACGCUCCCCGUCCACGAGAACAGAACCGAGUUUACCCACAGUGAUAUGCUCGUCCCUUGGAAGCGAAAGGGCGGCGGCGACUUUUUGCGCUUCUACCACGUCUUCGAGAGCGGCGAGCUGGAGGAGCUGUGCUCCGACGUGCCUGACACCGAGAUCGAGCGCGUGUACUACGAUCAGGGAAACUGGUGCGUGGUGUUGCGAAAAUUAUAAAGAGACUAGCGAGAAACGAAAAGGUCUGACUCUGUUUUUUAUUAACGAGAAGAUUCUACUUGAGCCUACUGCGCAAAAUAGAGAAAAUAUGUAUAUAAUGUAAAUAUAUACCAGCAGUUACGAAAACAAAUCGGCGUAUAUUUUUUGAAAAGUUUAUUUAAUCCCUAAGAGAUAUACAAAACAAACGUUUUCUUUGUAACUAAGAUAUUUCCUAAAGUAACACAGGAAAUGUUUGUCAUGAGUGUUUUUUCAAUAUUUGUUUUUAUUAAUUAUCACCAUCAAUGUAUCUGCUUUUCAGUAUCAGUACAAUUCAUUUUUAACCAGCUAUAUCGUUUAAAAUUAUGCACAUCUGCAAAUCAGUAUUAAAAUAUUACAAUUUUAUAUUUUACAGUAUUAGUCCUCUAGCUCCCUCCCUAAAAAACAGGUUUUCGUUUUCUCUUUCACUUUUGUCCUCUCAUCUUACUCAUUGUUCUUACACUUUGUCGUAUUAUUAUAAUAAACGUACAAUCGUAUUCAUUCUUUUUUUUUUUCAUGACAAUAUAUAUGUGUGUGUGGGGGAGACGAAGAGCUUAAUGCUGAAAGUGGCGGAUGAGUCAAAUGAGAUUUUUUUCUCUUCGUUAUUACGUGAUUUUGUUUGUAAUACAAGUCAGUCUGAUUAUAAAGAAGCAGCAACACGCUUCCUGCAUAUUUUUUCACACAUAUAAUUAUCAUAAUCAUCAUCCUGGCAAUAAAAUCUUGAAGUAAUAUCGAGCUUGCAGCUCAUCAGCGUCUUAUAUAGUUUGCUCUAAUCGAUGACGAUUAGGUAAUCUGUACAUACUAAGACCUAGGAAUGUUAACAUUACAAGAAACCACAAUAAUUUAUUAUAAU